Molecule: messenger RNA, 1406 nt
Organism: Teleopsis dalmanni
Lineage: Eukaryota; Metazoa; Arthropoda; Insecta; Diptera; Diopsidae
Product: protein singed wings 2-like
Exons: 8
Source: RefSeq, a predicted model, not a curated record
UAAACCCAUUAAAUCUGGAAAAGAUUUGCAGAUUUUCUGCUUUCUGAUAAUAUUUUAAAAUGCUCCAGAAUAUAAAUAACAGUGGAAUGCUGAGUUGGUCCACGAUUCUCGUGGGUGUGGGAUUUAUAUUCUUAGAACUGUUUGUGAGAUCAACAAAUGCCGAGUAUAUUUCGCACUUCCAUCAACAUAACUUUUCCUGUGUGGACUGGAAGCAAGCACCAGAAGCAACAGCUGGUAAUUGUACUAGAUAUGGAAGUUAUGGUGCGCUACGUUGUUAUGGUGGCAUGAAUAAUCUGCCAUCAAUACCCGAACAAAAAGUGCGUAAACUUGAAGAGAUUAUAUUUUGUGGUUGGCCGGAAAAUGUAUUCAAUCCCCUUAUUGAUCUGCAACCUUUUCCGAAAAUCCGUACUUUAACAAUUGAAUACAGCAAUUUUACCGAAAUUAUAUUUGAUUUUCCUGAAAUGUUUUAUUUGCAAACUAUCAAUAUAUCUUGGACCAAUUUAUCGCAUAUUAGCAGUCGUACUUUUAAACGGGUACAUACGCUUAAAGUAGCUGAUUUGCGCUGGAAUCAAUUAAUACAAAUGGAAGGUCCACUUAUAUUGCCGCGUUACUUUGAAAAACUCUAUUUGGCUGGUAAUCCUUGGAACUGUACGCGUAAUUUUAAAUGGUUACUUCUACCAGAACAAGGGGCUGCAGUAGUUGAUCGUGGUGAAUUGCUAUGCGCCGAUCGCAAAUAUAAAGAUCGCCUUAUGUUGGCAGUUAUGCAUUAUAAAUUGUUAUUGAAAGAAGAAUGUCAGUCACACCCUGACUUACAAAAUUGUACUUGCAUUAUGCAUCAUAUAAUACCGAAGUCCCACAUACCACUUUAUACUGUCAACUGCUCCAAUUUGAAUUUCCAACGGCUGCCCGCAUACAUACCAGCAAAUACGACUAUGCUCUUCCUUAACAAUAAUCAGAUAACAGAUGUCUUACCUUUGCGUAAUAAUGUUAAUUACCGUCAUGUAGUGGAUGUACAUUUGGACAAUAAUCUUGUUGAAAGUAUUGAUGUCCUCGAAGGAGGCUAUUGGCUCGAGCACUUUCGUCUAUUAAGUUUACGUGGCAACAAGUUAAGAAAGUUGCCAGUGUAUGCUUUGGAUAACGCCUUGGAAGAUAAUGCAAAUGCAAAUCUUUUACUUCUUAGCAUGAAUCCGUGGUUUUGUUCGUGUAAAUUUGCGAUGAGCUUUCGGGAGACUCUUAUUAAAUAUAAUUCCAUUUUACGUGAUUCUUGGAAUAUAACUUGCACUUACCAACAAGGAGAUGAUCUAAGGCAAGCGAAAGUGUUAUCCAUAACACGACAAGAUGUUUGCAAAUUAAAUGAGGAUCCGAAAGUACAUCCAUUGGAUAUGCUGAAUGGUGUUUUAGCUAGU